AUGGAACUAAGAGAUGACGAAGAACGCACGGCUCCUGUGAACGCUCCCAUCGCGAUGUCCGCCCCAGAGCCUACCGACGACGCGCCUCGCCAGCUUUUUCCCAUAUAUAAUGUGUGUCAAACACCUGGCGGUCACAUAAAUAUUAUCGGGAGCCCAUUCUUAGGUGAACGGGUUGAAGACAGAGUGGUAACUUGGAAUCCUGCGGUGACACCGACCGUUGCCAAUACGCCAGCAAUGCCGUCUACGCCAGCAAUGCCGUCUACGCCGGUAGUGCCGUCUACCCCAUCCAAUAGAAACCUCCGCCCUCGCAGGCUUACCCGCCGCCCUCAACGUCGUCGUCGGAUUUCGAUAUCGUUUGACUACCUGCAAGAUUCUGGCAGCGAAGUAGAAAUUGGUACCGACGACGACGACGAGAAUGAAUUUGAAGAUUAUGCAGGGAUGAGAGCGGUAGUGAGAGAACUCCGCGAACUCGAAUCUGCACAAGCAGUGGUGGAGGCCGAGGAAGCUGAGCCCAGCAGAGAAGUUGGUGGGGGUGAUAUGCCCGUUAGUUUCGAUUGGAGCCAAGAUUAUUCGACGUUUCAUGGGCAAGAAAUGGAAUAUCAGAGAACGCCCGGGCUGUCUGAUAGUGCCGGCACACAAGUGCCUUUCGAGCUCUUUAUGCUUGUAUGGGAUUCGACCAUUAUGGAUCACAUUGUCAAGGAGACGAAUAAGUAUGCCUGGCAGACCAUCGCGAAGCUUUCUGAAAGCGGUAAUAUCAGCGCGAACCUCGACACUUGGGUUGAGACGAAUGUGCCAGAGAUGUACAGAUAUUUCGCAGUACUCAUGUAUAUGUCACUCAAUCCUCGAGGGCAUAUACCUGAGUACUGGGCAACCAACAUCUUGGGUAUGCCUGACUUUCGACUCCUUAUGUCCAGGAACAGGUUCCAAAUGAUUACUCGUUUCCUCCAUUUUGUGAAUAACGAUCACAUGUCAAACAACACGCGGAGUUACGAUAGAAAGGUGGCAAAAAUAACCCCAAUUCUUGAACACUGUAAUGAAAAGUUUUGCACCUUAUAUACGCCAAAUAAGCACCUAAGCAUAGACGAGUCGUUGAUUUUGUGGAAGGGCCGCCUUAGCUGGGUACAGUGCAUACGCACUAAGGCGGCUCGGUUCGGAAUUAAAAGUUUCGAAAUUUGCGAAGCAACGACUGGAUAUAUGCUUAGGUGCAUCAUAUAUGCCGGGAAGAAUUCCUCUAUGCACGAGGGACCCAUCGAUGGGUUUGCAGCCCCUACUGAAAAAGUAGUGCUGAAACUUAUGGAGGGGUUCCUGGAUGCUGGUCACUGCCUGGUAAUGGAUAACUGGUAUAACCAGUUACCCCUUACCAGGUAUUUGAAUCAACGCGGCACAGACCUCAUUGGAACGUUGAACAGGCGGCGUCGCCAUGUCCCCGCUCUCAUCAAAAAUGUUAGAGAGGAUGUGGUGCGUGGUCAUGUGGUGAGUUGUCAUUGCGGUGACAUAAGUCUCACAGUCUGGAAAGACGUUAAACUAGUAGCCACAAUUUCAACUUACCAUGAUGAUCAACUUGUAGCCGGCAGGCGUGCAGGAGAGGAUAUAAACAAGCCAGUCUCCAUUUCUGAAUACAACAAGUACAUGGGCGGUGUCGAUCUUAAGGAUCAGAAGCUAUCCAUGUACUUGUUAGAAAGGAAAAGGGGACUGAAGUGGUACAUAAAAGUGUUCAGAAGACUGCUUAACAUCAGUAUUCUGAACACUUUUAUAAUGUACCAGAAACAUCCAACCACAUCCACUUUAACGCACAGGCAGUUCCGCUAUGCUUUAGCAGAUGGAUUGUGCAAGCGGUUCCCCAGGGCCGAGCCAGCACACCCAAUACGGCAAAUGCCAUCGGCUUUAGUCCGGCUGGAUAAUGCUUCGGACCAUUAUCCGGUACACACAGAAACGAUCCGUGGGAAACCUACACAGCACAUACGACGACGUUGCGUGCGAUGCACAGCGCGUCAGGUCCGCACCCAAGUGACGGUUAUGUGUCAGAAAUGCCGUGCUCCGUUAUGCAUUGGGCAGUGCUGGAUAGACUACCAUACACUCAAUAACCUUUAG
Molecule: messenger RNA, 2091 nt
Organism: Melitaea cinxia (Glanville fritillary)
Lineage: Eukaryota; Metazoa; Arthropoda; Insecta; Lepidoptera; Nymphalidae
Product: piggyBac transposable element-derived protein 4-like
Exons: 2
Coding region: 1-2091 (696 amino acids)
Source: RefSeq, a predicted model, not a curated record